ACAAUAAGCAACACACCCUCACAGACAUAAAAACACCUCCUCCCGAGAGAGUUUACGAAGAAGAACGAAAACAAUCAUCGUAUAGAAAACCGGAAAGAACGGCAUAUAUCAAAACAGAACAAAAGGUCAAACAUAAGUCAAAACCCACCUAUGAGCAACCUCGAAAAAAAUCCCCAUCACUGAACAGUACAGAACGGUCAGAUCAGAAACGACCUAUUCCACCGCAAAAACCACAAGAAUCACAAAGGCUUCACGAUCCCAAAGGUUAUUACAAAAUUCUAGGAUUGGAUUAUCUCACCUUAGUACCAGACGAUGAUAUAAUUAAAAUAGCUUUUUCAAGCACACUGAAGAAGAUUGAAGGUGAAUAUGUUGGUCAUAUGCAUCUUCCAUCUGAAGAAAGACGGGAAAAGGACGAGAAGAUACGAAAACUAAUUGAGGCGAGGAACGCUCUAAUAAAAU
Acaulospora morrowiae is the source of this 459-nucleotide messenger RNA. Lineage: Eukaryota; Fungi; Glomeromycota; Glomeromycetes; Diversisporales; Acaulosporaceae. The record is from the annotation of a GenBank genome assembly.